AUGCAAGACAAGAAGCCGUGUGCAUUCUUUAGUGAGAAGUUGGGAGGUGCAACCUUGAAGUACCCCACUUAUGACAUGGAAUUGUAUGCACUGGUGAGAGCAUUGGAGACAUGGCAGCAUUAUCUACGUCCAAGAGAGUUUGUGAUCCAUACUGAGCACGAAUCUUUGAAAUUCCUCAAAGGGCAGCCGAAAUUAAGCAAAAGGCAUGCCAAGUGGGUAAGUCUCAUUGACACCUUCUCCUAUGUCAUUAAGUAUAAGACUGGUAAAACGAAUGUUGUAGCCAAUGCCUUGUCUUGUAGACAUUCCGUACUAGUUUCUCUUGAUGCUAAACUACUUGGUUUUGAGAUGUUAAAGGAGCUUUAUGCAAAUGAUGAUGAUUUCGGUGAAGUGUAUAAUAUAUAUGUUAGGAAUCUGCAUGGAAAAUACUUCUUGCAUGAGGGAUUUUUGUUCUAUGUUGAUAAGUUGUGUGUGCCUAACUCCUCCAUCCGGGACCUAUUGGUACGAGAGGUACAUAGUGGUGGUCUAAUGGGACAUUUUGGUAUUGUUAAGACUCUAGAUAUGUUAUCUCAAAGGUGUAAUGAUUCCAUCUAUGUUGUAGUUGAUCGAUUUUCAAAGAUGGCUCAUUUUAUUCCUUGCCAUAAAAUUGAUGAUGCAUCACAUACUGCUAACUUGUUUUUCAAAGAAAUUGUGCGUUUACAUGAUUUGGCACCCUUACUAUCCUCUAAGCACACAAGCUUAGAUGGGAAAAGGAAAGCUGAUUUUGUCCGUAGGUUACAUGAAGCUGUGCGAGCCAAUAUUGAGAAGCGAACCAUGCAAUAUCUCCAGCAAGCGAACAAGCAUCAUCGUAAGAUGGUUUUUGAACCUGGAGAUUGGGUUUGGUUGCACUUAAGGAAAGAACGGUUCUCUAAGCAACGCCAAAGCAAAUUGUCUCCAAGGGGCGAUGGAGCUUUCCAAGUGGUUCAACGUGUCAAUGACAAUGCAUACAAAUUGGAGUUGCCUAGAUAG
Molecule: messenger RNA, 1005 nt
Organism: Coffea eugenioides
Lineage: Eukaryota; Viridiplantae; Streptophyta; Magnoliopsida; Gentianales; Rubiaceae
Exons: 3
Coding region: 1-1005 (334 amino acids)
Source: RefSeq, a predicted model, not a curated record